CAAAUUAUUUGUAGAUUUAAAAAGUGAAUUCAACACAUAAUAUUUUAUCUGCCAUGGAUUAUAAAUAGAAAAACACAUACUGCCGGAAUCAACUAAUAUAAUAUGAAACGAAAAAAUGGUGGAGCGGAGAUGUUCAUGUGUGUUGGGGUAUUGUUGGCAGGAUAUUUUAUUUCUGCUUAUGACAACAUCGCUCUAGGAAAGAAUGCCUCACAGCAGUAUCCGUUUUUCCCGUUGAGCAACCUGCCUUGGGGAGCAGAUAAGGCUGUGGAUGGGAGGUAUUCAGACCGAGCACCUGUUGGAGAACACUGUACGAUAUCUGACAGUAGAAAACAUAAUGCCACCUGGUGGGUGGAUCUAGGAGGAGUGUUUAGGAUACAUCAUAUAACUAUAUACUACAGAACAGAUAAUUUUGAGUGGGACUCGACCAAUGGUUAUACAGAACGAUUUCUCGGAUUCUCGGUUUACGUUUCGAACACAACCAACAAGGAAGAGGGUAAUCUAUGUUUUAAGGACACAAAUUACACCAAGGAGACAAUACCUAGUAAUAUAACGAUAGAAUGUGUAAUGAAUGGACGAUACGUCAUUUACUACAAUGAAAGACUUCCUGGAAAUAUCUACCCUGAGGGAUAUUCCCAGUAUGCUUUCAACGAGCUUUGUGAACUUGAAGUUUAUGGAUGCAAUAUGUCUGAUGUUUAUGGAGAGAAUUGUACCCUACCUUGUCCACGGAAUUGCAUUGAGCGUCAAUGUGACAUUGUGGAGGGGACUUGUCUUGGAUGCAUUGUCGGAUACAAGGGUUCAAAAUGUGAAGAAGAAUGCCCCAUUGGACACUUUGGAUACAAUUGCGAGGAGUCUUGUAACAUCAACUGUAGGGUCCGUGGUAGAUGUAACAGAGUGACAGGACUAUGUCAAGGUGGAUGCAAGGAUGGGUGGGAAGGGUCAAGAUGUGACAAAAGUAAAAAUGAUAUGGAUCUUUUCGGACCUAGCUUGUUAGGUCAAUGUCUGGUUGACAUGUCAGGACCAAAGACUUUUACUGCCUUUUACUAUUUAGACCACACAAAGUAG
Molecule: messenger RNA, 1062 nt
Organism: Saccostrea cuccullata (small rock oyster)
Lineage: Eukaryota; Metazoa; Mollusca; Bivalvia; Ostreida; Ostreidae
Exons: 6
Coding region: 103-1062 (319 amino acids)
Molecular function (GO): scavenger receptor activity
Source: RefSeq, a predicted model, not a curated record